ACUAGAAGCAGGAAGGUAGCUGGGGCAGCAUCUGGGACCCCUCCCACACUGCCUUCCUUGAUCUGUUAUACAUUUUCAGCUAAGGGAGUGAGGACAACAAAAGGUUAAAUUCCUCAUAUAAGAUUAAUUCAGCCGUCUCUGUGAAAUGGUGGAGGCAGAAUACCAUUAGACUCUCUAAUCUCAUUCCUCUCGUGCUGUCUUCCUUGGAGCCUAUCAAACAGUGUCCUGGCAGAGAGUCAGUUCUGUGGAUGCUAAACAUCAGAGCUGGUGUCUUUCCGAAUUUACCAAGAGGGCUGUAAUUUAGAAAAUGUAGCCUCCUUGUAAGGAAGGAUGAAAAGCUCUGUCUCGGAAGACCUAGGCUGUAGACGUGGGGAUUUCAGUAGGAAACAUUAUGGAUCUGUGGAGCUGCUUAUUUCCAGUGAUGCUGAUGGAGCUAUCCAGAGGGCAGGCAGAUUCAGAGUGGAAAAUGGCUCUUCGGAUGAGAAUGCGACUGCUCUGCCAGGUACUUGGCGAAGAACAGACGUGCACUUAGAGAACCCGGAAUACCACACCAGAUGGUAUUUCAAGUAUUUUUUAGGACAAGUCCACCAGAAUUACAUCGGAAAUGAUGCAGAGAAGAGCCCUUUCUUCUUGUCAGUGACCCUUUCUGACCAGAACAAUCAGCGUGUCCCUCAAUACCGUGCAAUUCUUUGGAGGAAAACAGGUACKCAGAAAAUAUGCCUUCCCUACAGCCCCACGAAAACUCUGUCUGUGAAGUCCAUCUUAAGUGCCAUGAAUCUGGACAAAUUUGAGAAAGGCCCUAGAGAAAUUUUUCUUCCUGAGAUACAAAAGGACUUGCUGGUUCUUGAAGAACAAGAGGGCUCUGUGAAUUUCAAGUUUGGGGUUCUUUUUGCCAAAGACGGGCAGCUCACUGAUGACGAGAUGUUCAGCAAUGAAAUUGGAAGUGAAGCUUUUCAAAAAUUUUUAAAUCUCCUGGGUGACACAAUCACUCUCAAGGGCUGGACAGGCUACCGUGGCGGUCUGGACACCAAAAAUGACACCACAGGGAUACACUCAGUUUAUACUGUGUACCAAGGGCACGAGAUCAUGUUCCAUGUUUCCACCAUGCUGCCAUAUUCCAAAGAGAACAAACAGCAGGUGGAAAGGAAACGCCACAUUGGAAACGAUAUUGUCACCAUCGUGUUCCAGGAGGGAGAGGAAUCUUCUGCCGCCUUCAAGCCUUCCAUGAUCCGCUCUCACUUUACACAUAUCUUUGCCUUAGUGAGGUAUGACCAACAAAAUGACAAUUACAGGCUGAAAAUAUUUUCAGAAGAAAGUGUACCACUCUUUGGCCCACCCUUGCCAUCUCCACCGGUGUUUACAGAUCACCAGGAAUUCAGGGACUUUUUGCUAGUGAAACUAAUUAACGGYGAAAAAGCCACCUUGGAAACCCCAACCUUUGCCCAGAAACGUCGGCGCACUCUGGACAUGUUGAUUCGAUCUUUACACCAGGACCUGAUGCCAGAUUUGCAUAAGAACAUGCUUAACAGACGGUCUUUCAGUGAUGUCUUACCCGAAUCGCCCAAGUCAGCCCGGAAGAAAGAGGAGGCCCGCCAGGCAGAGUUUGUCAGAAUAGGGCAGGCUCUAAAACUGAAGUCCAUUGUGAGAGGGGAUGCCCCAUCAAGCUUGGCCACUUCAGGGAUCUGUAAAAAAGAGCCUUGGGAGCCCCAGUGUUUCUGCAGUAAUUUCCCUCACGAAGCUGUGUGCGCAGAUCCCUGGGGCCAGGCCUUGCUGGUUUCCACUGACGCUGGCGUCUUGCUAGUGGAUGACGACCUUCCAUCCGUGCCUGUGUUUGACAGAACUCUGCCAGUGAAGCAGAUGCAUGUGCUGGAGACUCUGGAUCUUCUGGUUCUCAGAGCAGACAAAGGGAAAGAUGCCCGCCUCUUUGUCUUCAGGCUGAGCGCUGUGCAGAAGGGCCUCGAAGGCAGGCAGACUGGGAGGGGCCGCUCCGACUGCAGAGAGAACAAGCUGGAGAAAACCAAAGGCUGCCACCUAUAUGCCAUAAAUACUCACCAUAGCAGAGAACUGAGGAUCGUAGUUGCAAUUCGGAAUAAACUGCUUCUAAUCACAAGGAAACACAACAAGCCAAGUGCGAUGACUGGUGUCUCAUUGUUAUCUCCCCUGUCGGAGUCACCUGUUGAAGAAUUCCAGUACAUCAGGGAGAUCUGUCUGUCCGACUCCCCUGCAGUGAUGACCUUGGUGGAUGGGCCAACAGAAGAAAGCGACAACCUCAUCUGCGUGGCUUACCGACACCAGUUUGAUGUGGUGAACGAGAGCACAGGGGAAGCCUUCAGGCUGCACCAUGUGGAGGCCAGCAGGGUUAAUUUUGUUGCAGCUAUUGAUGUGUAUGAAGACGGAGARGCCGGCCUGCUCCUGUGCUACAACUACAGUUGCAUCUAUAAAAAGGUUUGUCCAUUUAAUGGCGGCUCUUUUUUGGUUCAACCUUCUGCGUCAGAUUUCCAGUUCUGUUGGAACCAGGCUCCGUAUGCGAUUGUUUGCGCCUUCCCAUACCUCCUGGCCUUCACGCCCGACUCCAUGGAGAUCCGCCUGGUGGUGAACGGGAACCUGGUCCACACAGCCGUGGUGCCGCAGCUGCAGCUCGUGGCCUCCAGGUCAGAUAUAUACUUCACAGCAGCCGCGACUGUGCCCGAGGUCUCAUCUGGAGGCAGUUCCAAGGGAGCCAGUGCCCACAGUUCUCCUCAGACACCCCCAGGCCGAGAUACUGCAGUAUUUCCUUCUUCCCUGGGGGAAGGUGAAAUUCAGUCAAAAAAUCUGUACAGGAUUCCACUUAGAAACCUAGUCGGCAGAAGCAUCGAGCGACCUCUGAAAUCACCCUUAGUCUCCAAGGUCAUCACCCCGCCCACUUCCAUCAGCCUUGGCAUCGCUGCCAUUCCUGUCACUCAUUCCUUGUCCCUGUCACGCAUGGAGAUUAAAGAAAUAGCAAGCAGGACCCGCAGGGAACUGCUAGGCCUCUCAGAUGAAAGUGGACCCAGGGCAGAAGGAGCACCAAGGGCCAAAUCAAAACCCCGGAAACGGUUAGAAGAGAACCAAGGAGGCCCCAAGCCUGGGACAGUGAGAUCGACUAGCAGUGACAGGAUCCCAUCAGGCUCCUUGGAAAGUCCUUCUACUUCUGAAGUCAAUCCCGAGGCGUGUUACCACUCCACAAGCUCUGACCAGGACCCAGUGGCAGAGAGGGAAGGCAGCCCCGUCUCGGUCUGGGGCAGCAGCCCCUUUCAGCUCACAGCUUCCUCAGAUGAAGACAUUAUUGACUUGAAGUAAACAGUCCAAGUCUUGUUGCCAUCCUUAGUUUUCUUAUGGAGGUUUAUACUCUUUAAACAGUUCUAACAUCAUUUCUCAACAAAAUGUGGCUCCAGCCUGUCAGCGAUCUAUUGGACCAAACUUUCUGCACACUCGGCCAGUUGGGUCACUCUCCAAUGUCCGGUGCCAUCUUUCUUGACCUUUGUUUCUUUUCUUUCAGGAACCAUCAGUCCCUUGUAAUAAAGGUGGUAGAUUUCAUUGAAGUUUUAGAUUGAAACUUUGAAUAAAUCAAAAAUGUUCAUUCUUAUUUACUGCAA
Molecule: messenger RNA, 3614 nt
Organism: Urocitellus parryii (Arctic ground squirrel)
Lineage: Eukaryota; Metazoa; Chordata; Mammalia; Rodentia; Sciuridae
Source: RefSeq, a predicted model, not a curated record